Messenger RNA from Bipolaris oryzae ATCC 44560, 360 nucleotides. RefSeq lists its product as uncharacterized. The transcript is spliced from 3 exons. The coding region runs from base 1 to 360 and encodes 119 amino acids. The record is from RefSeq and is a predicted model, not a curated record. NCBI's taxonomy places the organism in Eukaryota, Fungi, Ascomycota, Dothideomycetes, Pleosporales, Pleosporaceae.
AUGCCGCAGGAUAUGCCGCCACAGGGCGGCUAUAGCCCCGUCCAGUACAAGCGCAACUUGCCUGUUCGAGGCUUCCGUCCCGCCGCAUACAUUAUCGGAACCGCGGCACUCAUGACAUAUGGAUUCUGGAGGGUUGGCCAGGGUAUCAGGGAGCACAACGAACUCGCGCGCGAGAAGAUGUGGGCGCGGAUACACCUUAUCCCAGCACUACAAGCAGAGGAAGACCGUGACCAAGUGCGAAGAUAUCUGGCCGACAAGGCUAGGGAGAAGCAACUGUUGGGCACAGAGACAAAAGUCUAUCACAGCGACAGAUUUGUUCGACCUACAUUUGCCAUCACACCCGAGCAUGAGACCAAGUAG